AUGGCUGUCCGAAGCACCGCCGAAGAAAUGGAGCGACUCCAGCUUUCAGACGAAGACACGGAGGAUCUCUGGAACUCCCCAUCAAAGCGAGGCGCACACAAAAGAUUCCAAUCUCGACCGUCUGAUGAGAUGCCUGCACCGGAGCCUCGACAAGCCCAUGAGGGGGGCGAUACUCUUUUCGAUCGCCAAGAGGCCCGCGAAGCAGCCCUACAGCACGAGCUACAUGCCGUGCGAAACAUCAACGAAGUCAUUGAAGGCCUGUUGAACAGUAUUGACAAGGCGAAGGGCAACAUGGAGACCGUAUCGAAAACAGUCGCGUCUGCAUCGACGCUUCUAAACACUUGGACCCGAAUCCUAUCCCAAACCGAGCAUAAUCAGCGCCUCAUUCUGAAUCCAAACUGGCAGGGUGCCACACAAGAUGUGGCUGACAUGGAGAAUGAAGCGAUUCAGAGACAGCAAGCGGCUGAGCGGCGUGAGCAAGCCCUCCAGCAGCAGCGGGAGGCAGCACUCCGUAAAGCCGAAGAGGAGGAGAGACGACGAAUUGCCACUGGUCGUGGUGGUCGCGGAACUAGUCGUGGCACAGUACGCAGUACUGGAUUGGGCAGGACGCCGAGUGUGAGCACCAACCGCACAGCAGCUACGAGAGGGGCAUCCACUACAGCCACUCGACGACCGGCCAGUGGGAUCGCACGUGGAACCCUCAUCAUGAACUUCGCCCCGUACCAGGACGAGUCUCCCGAGAUCGAGCGGGCGCUGUCCCCUCCGACUCUGGACGGUCGCGUCAAAUCUCCCGCCCUCCGGUCGCCGCGGGCGUCGACCGACUUGCCAUCCCCAAGCCACUUUGCUGGAGGUGGACACGGCAACGGCGGCUACAGACAUGACUUGGAGGGUGGUCGCGCAAGCUUGGGUGCCUUUGAGACUAGCCUCCCUAUCCGCAUGGAUGUGGAAGCUGCCCUGGCAUACUUGCUUCUACCUCCAGCGGGAGGCUUGUUUUUACUGCUGGCUGAACACAAGAGUGACUAUGUGCGAUUCCACGCAUGGCAGUCAAGUAUGCUAUUUGCGGUCAUCUUCAUAACUCACCUCAUCUUUGCCUGGAGCAGCUUCAUCUCCUGGACUCUCUUUAUUAUUGAUCUAGCACUCAUGGGAACUCUUAGCAUGCGUGCUUAUCGAGAUGUUGACACGCUCGACCACUUCGAAGUCCCAUUCUUCGGUCGCCUGGCUAAUUCAUUCGUUGAUAAUGAAUAA
Messenger RNA from Penicillium cataractarum, 1245 nucleotides. RefSeq lists its product as uncharacterized. Bases 1 to 1245 code for a protein of 414 amino acids. The record is from RefSeq and is a predicted model, not a curated record. Lineage: Eukaryota; Fungi; Ascomycota; Eurotiomycetes; Eurotiales; Aspergillaceae. Gene Ontology annotation, biological process: mitotic cell cycle. Gene Ontology annotation, cellular component: DASH complex; mitotic spindle. The transcript has 6 exons.